Molecule: messenger RNA, 6093 nt
Organism: Pectinophora gossypiella (pink bollworm)
Lineage: Eukaryota; Metazoa; Arthropoda; Insecta; Lepidoptera; Gelechiidae
Gene: Rfx
Product: DNA-binding protein RFX2
Biological process (GO): regulation of transcription by RNA polymerase II
Molecular function (GO): RNA polymerase II cis-regulatory region sequence-specific DNA binding; DNA-binding transcription factor activity, RNA polymerase II-specific
Source: RefSeq, a predicted model, not a curated record
UCUGCCCCGGACGGAGCCCGUAGCCUAGGAAACGGGUGUAGCUACGAGACAACAACAUUGAUAAGUCAUUUUGUUAUCGCGUUACAUAAAAUUGUUGAAAAGGACCUUUGAAACUGUGCUACACCUCAAACGGCGCUUCGGAAUAGUUUCCUAUACCAAAACUAGUGUGCUACGUACAUUUGAAGAAAUGAUGUUUUUGACAGGUCAAGGAAUGGCUGGCAGACUUUGAGUGCGCUGGCGACGAGGUGCUAGUGGAGUCGUCGCCGCCCGCGUCGCCCGACAUGGCGGCGCGUCUUGCGCAGCCCGCGCAGACAACGGGCGCGGGCGGCGGGACGUCGCCGAGUGCAGUGCGCGAGCUCAUCGUCAUCCCGGAGAUACCCAACUCCAUACACCUGCAGCACGCCAUACAACAGGUGUCGAGCACGGUGGUGGAAGUGAACGGCGACAGUUCUGGUCACUCCAGUCCUACUACGGAGGCCCAGCACACCUACAUCACUGUCGCAAUGCAGGGCGCAUGGAAGGUCGAAGGCGAUCCUAUCAAGGUCGAGGCCAAUGCGAUCAAAGUCGAGGCGCCUGCUGAUCACGAAUUGACUACGCCUUGGAAAGUCGAUGUGGAUCCUAAUUCAAUGAAGCGUGAAACGUCCAAUGAUUAUAAAAGUGAGGGUGGCAAUGGUGUCAACUACCACGUGCAGUAUGUGGAGCCUCAGGAGUUGUAUGGACAAGGACACCAGGGUCAUAUGGACCCACUGCGCUCGUACCCGGUGUACGGCGUGGCGACAGUCGGCAACGCCACCUCCUCCACCGAGGCCACGUCAGCGGACAACAGCUGGGGCGGCGCCUCCUCCGCUGAAUAUACCGCCUACGGCGUAGUGGUGGCUGGUGACGAGGCGGAGACCCCCGCGUCCCCCGCGACCCCUGGCGCCGCGCCUCGCAUGCCGCCCGCCACCGUGCAGUGGCUGCUCGACAACUACGAGACCGCUGAAGGCGUAUCCCUCCCACGCUCGACCCUCUACGCGCACUACCUGCGUCACUGCGCAACACAUCGCUUGGACCCGGUGAACGCGGCUUCGUUCGGCAAGCUGAUCCGCUCCGUGUUCAUCGGGCUGCGGACGCGGCGGCUGGGCACGCGGGGCAACUCCAAGUACCACUACUACGGUAUACGAGCCAAGCCCACCGCGGGACACGACGGCGGACCCGCACACGAGCCCGCCAAUGAUAAGACCGAAGUCAGUGAACACCAGGAUUCGCGCGACCGCGAGCCAGAACAAAGCGGCGCGUCGCCUUGCAGCAUCCCACACAGACAGUACCUGGGCGCGGUGACGCCCCCCGACCCACCAGAGUUAGAACUCGAUGAGAUGCCCGAAGAUGUGCCUCGGAGUGCUCUGCAGGUGCUCAGGAGACAUCACCGCGAACACGGCGUAGAAUUCCUAGAAGCCGUGGCGGCGCUCGACACGGCUGGGGUCGAGCGCACCCGCCGCGCCUUCUGGCGCCGCCCGCCGCCCGAGCUGUGUCGCCGCGAGCUGUGCAAGCUGACGGCCCGUAAGGAGGUGGCCGACUGGCUGAGGAAGGCGGAGCUCGAGCUGUACCAGAAGGCCGUGGAGCUGCUGCUGCCCGAUGUGCUGCGGCCCAUACCGCCGCAGCUGACUCAGGCAAUCCGCAAUUUCGCCAAGAGCCUGGAGUCUGCGCUGGCAGCAGGCGCCGGCGGAGCCCCGGCGGCCGCGGCCCGCGCGCAGGCCUCCGCCGCCGCAGCCCUCGCAGCAGCCCUGAGGCGGUACACCUCGCUCAACCACCUGGCGCAGGCCGCUAGGGCCGUGCUUACCAACCAUCAUCAGAUACAACAGAUGUUGGCGGAUCUGAACCGCGUGGAUUUCCGCGUGGUGCGGGAACAAGCCGCCUGGGCCUGUUCUUGCACCAGCGCCGCCACCGCGCACAGACUUGAAGCUGAUUUUAAGGCGACGCUGGGGCGCGGCGCGUCGCUGGAGCAGUGGGCGGCGUGGCUGGAGGGCUGCGUGCGCGGCGCGCUGGCGGCGCACGAGCGCGCGCACGACUACACGCAGCGCGCGCGCCGCCUGCUGCUGCACUGGUCCUUCUACUCCUCGCUCGUCAUCCGGGAGCUCACGCUCAGGUCUGCGGCGUCGUUCGGGUCGUUCCACCUGAUCCGUCUGCUGUACGACGAGUACGUGUCGUACGUGAUCGAGCGCCGCGUGGCCGCGCACAGCGCCAGCCCGCCCAUCGCCGUCAUGCAGCGGCCGCAGGAGGACGAAGAAGACAUCCCGGAGGACGCGUCCCGCGAGGACGAGGCGGACCCGGACGACCCGGAGUGGGAGUGGGACGACGACGAGGAGGACGACGACGACUCCCAGGACUGCAAGAAGGUCAAACUCAGCUGCGGGUAGACUUCACCACCAGAAAUUCGUCUACAAGUUAGAAGGUAACAUAACAAACCAUCGGAACGGAGUAAGUGAGUCUUCUUGAAAAAAAAGAAUGUAUUCUAGUGAUACUUACUUUGCAAACACAAGUAUCCACUGAAAAUAUAAUAAAUAAUAUUUAUUUUUCGUUAAAACAGUCAUUUUGACGGUCACUAUUGUAUAAGUAACUAAAUGUUGAAUUGAAUAUUGAUGUAAGAUGUCGGGUAAGUGCUGACUUGAAAUUUACGAAAACGGUUUGUGGUGUAGAUAUAACUUCAGUGUUAGACAUCGUGAAUUUUACAAAGUGAAUUUGAUGUGGUGAAAUACAAAUACAUACAAAUGGGACAGACGGACAGACGUAACUCAGACACAGAAGAAUAUUAGUCGCGUACUUACAACGAUGCUUGUUAUUACAAUCCUCAGAUAAAUUACACGGUGUUAGUGACAUCGUAACGAAAACUUUGGGGGACGAUUCAGACCAAGAUUCUGAGUUAAUAUCAAGUGAAAUUUCCCGUCGCAACAGUAUGGAACUGAAAAUAAUUAAAAAAAUACAAAAAUUUUCAUUCAUUUUCACACUAAAUUUGUCCUUAGAAUGUUGGACUUAUUAACUUACUUACUGACUAUUGAUGACCGAUUAAAAAUGAAAUGAGAAUGCCUUGUUUUACAAGGUUUUUAUUAACGCCUUUGAGCCUGUAAUAAGCGGUUAUUAUUUGGCAUCAUUAUGACAUAAUAUUAUAUAAACAGACUAUAUACGUCCCGCUCCUUAAAGAACCUAAACAACUAAAUAAAAACUUGAAUAAUAUCACCAAUGAGGUAAACCUAGAUCAGACUAGGGAGGGAGCGGAGAGUUUCCGUUCUGUACGUAGUAUCAUUCCUUAUUCUGUGGUCAAACGCCUGACGAAGCUUUCGUUCCACACAUCAAGUUCACUUCAUAUAUAAUACAUAGCCUCAAUGUUUUAAAUGACUGUAAUAGAAUGAACCGUGUUAAAGAAUUCGUGUCUUUUAAAUGUAAGUUUGGACAACGCUAACGUCCAGAUUGCCAGGGCUACGCCCUUUGAGUAUGGAAAAAGGGUUCAACUGUGUAUAUACGCACCGUAGUACGAUUUAGUCAAUUUAUAUUUAUGUUUCAAAGCACCUGAAAGUAUGUAUUUAAGACAUACAUCAGUAUACCAAAGAACGUAAAGAUCGCUCAGAUUAUAUAAUAAAGACAUGUCGCAGGACAUACCUCCAUCAUAUCAGUCGUGUGAUUAGUCAUUUCUAGUUCCCAAUAGCUUGUGUUGAUAAUGUAAACAUACAGUUUACAUAGAGAAGUUAAUAUAAAACAUAUUCAACAUAGUCGUUAAAAUUUUCGUAGAUAAAUAAAUUAUACGCGUGUAUUGCUCUCGCUUGCUCGAUACAUUUAUCAUUACGUGUGCGAGCGAGACGUUUAUAGUUUUAACAUGUUUGUUCUAUUUGUUUCUUCUCCGCAAUAUUUGUUUUAGUACUUAUAACAAAAUGUUCGUAUUUCUGUCCAUUGUAAAACUAUUCGAUGUUACCCUUUAUGGCCUAAGUCACUUAGGAUUUAUUAAGUCGUUAAAUAUUAAGUAGUCACAUACGUUUUAAGUAGUACAUGUUCUCAUAAGACAAACUACCAAAGGACGUUGCAAUUUCAAUAUUAUUCAUAGAUUUAAAUUGACGGAAAAUAUAUCAGUUUGGAUUUACUGCAGUAGAUAAACAACAAAAUACUUUGAGCGUGUUCCUAAUUGGCCUAUUUUUAUACUACCAGUAGACAAAGACGUGCAUAAUAAUGCACUACAUAAAUAAUAAUUUAUUAUCAUAAUAAUAUAUAUCUUACCUAGUACCUAUACUGUUAUAAUUAUGUACUUGCCAAUGUGGAGAACGUUCUACAUUAAGUUCUUCAGGUAGCAUACUAAAGUAAGUUACCGUACUAAUUAGAAAUACACGAUCAUAAUCGACAUAUCCUCCCAUAUUGAUAUAUUUUCAUUCAUCGUUAUUCUAGGAGUAAAAUAAGCUUGACAAUACACGAGCUGUAGAUGCAGAUUUAUACGCAUAUUCAAUAAUCAUAAUUAAGCAUUUUCUAUAAUGACGAACGUAACUCAGCCUUGAUGGAUGCCUUAUACCGUGUACCUCAAAUUGCCACGUUGUUUGGUAAACAGGUUGUGCCGCAGCAAAUAAUGUUAACAGAUGUUGUGAUUGGUUUGGAAUUACUUAAUCUGUCUACGAGUAUGAGGAGAUUUUAUAAGGACGUGUCUCGGUUGAAGAUGUCAUCCGCCGGGUUUUCAAAUUAGGAUCUUGUUUGUAUGUUAAGUGCAGAGUUCGAAACUUAAAAUUGGUAGACUGGUAAUACCAUAGAGCAACAAAGACCUCCGCGGACCGGAGCGAAAUAACCACAUUUUUUAAUGUAAACACGUCCCAUUUAUUCGAUUAUCUUUCAAUCGAUAAUUCUUGUCUUUUGUCAUUCAUCGAUUCACUUUUUGAAAUUAGAUUUCGAACUCUGAAAAAUAAAUACGAUGAAAACAAAUAGUGAUACUGUUUUACAUAGAGGAAUGGAAUAAGUAACGGAUAUUUGAAAUUCGAAUUCGAAUGUUUUAUUGAUAAAGAAAUAUCUUCGAUCGAGACAUAUUUACGAAUAUGGAACUUAGAUUGUAUUUAUUAUAUUGGCCAUUGACAAUAGUGUAACGUUCUCUGGGGUCCAUUUAUAUUAAAUUGUAUACUAUAUUCACAUUAAUGUUGGUUCUUUCGGUUUUUUCAAAUGGGGCCCCGGAGUCGGCCCACCAGUGCCUACGUAAAUAGUUUAUCUUUAAAAUAUAAUAGAUAUCAGUCAUCAGAAAUGCCUUCAAGUAGAAAAAGUAUCACACUCGAAAUUAUUUUUGUCAGUUGUUUAUUGGAAAAAUGUUUAUUUAUUUUUGCAUAUUUAGUACGAUUCGGAAUUGCACUAGAUUAAUAAAGUAAAUGUCGUGCAUUAUGGACGUUACUUGGUGAUUCCUCUUGGAUCCGAGUAGCGUUCACAUAUAGAUGUUCGCAUAUGACCAUAUAAAUGUAAUUUAAGUAAGCGGUAAGGUAUUGCAAUGAGUGUUUGGAAUACAGCCGGACUGUAGCUAAACGUUCGACCACCUUUAGUACAACUUGGUAGACAUUGGGAUCACUAAACGCCUGAGCAACGCCUUUAUGAUAGGUUUAAUACAUUUCCAACUUUACUAGAUGUUCCAAACCUUUUUUGGUGCCGAUUCUGUCAGACGCCAACUUAAUUUUAAUCUAUUUCGACGUUUCUAAAACUAGUUCUAUCUCUGUCUUGCACUCAUGGUAAGAGAAAGACGGCAGUAUUUUUAGAAUUGUAAGACUAAAAUAAAAUUAAGUAUAGUUGGCCAGAAUCAGAACCACAAUCUUUAAUGGAUUGACAAAUCCAUGAAUAACUCGAUUAGUUGCCAUAGAACUUGAAUACAAAUUCUCGUUUAUUUACUGAAUUAAAUGUACAUAAUCAGAUUUAAAGAGAGGAAUUCUCUGCCGUUUUCUGUAUUUCCGAAUGCAUAUAACCCUAUGUGCUUUCAAAGUCAGAGUGAACAGGCACCUUUUGGGCGAGCUCGCUUCAUCUUAGGUAUCGUCAAUGCCUUUGGGGAAGUCUGGGGCCAAAAGAAAACCCAUCAAAAGUAAAAAAAAACAGUCGAAAAAAAAAGAUUUUUUUUCG